GACCCUUGUUUCGAUGUAGAUCAGCUGGGACAAUAACAACAAGAACAGCCGAAAACGGGGUCCGGAAGACACUUUCACACCCGGACCGCACCCGAUGCGAUCCACCGAAGGACCUACGGCUCCUUUUUGGAAAGAAGGUGCCGGUGUUUCACCGAUUUAUUUCCUCACAUUUCCCAGUUUUGUCGGACUGCUUCCUGCGUGCCCCAACAAAACGAGGGGGCAGAAGAAAUGCGGCUAAUAACUUAGCUAGCUAGCGUGCUAAUUUGCCCUAUAUUCUCACAUUGAAGGAAACAACUGUAUGCUCAUUUAAUCUAACUAUCGCUUUAUUAUUUAUACUCUUAUAUAUGUUUGUUUUUUAAAUGCGGCGAUGCCCUUUACUCUUAGUAUGUAUUUUAUUUCGAUAGCUCACUUAUUAGAAAGCUCUUAUAAAGUUUUAAUAGCCAAUUAACUAAGCUCUCUCUUAUGUAUACGUAGACCUUAAACAUUUAUUUACCCUCACAUGGGUGGUUUUGUGGUUUGUUUGUUCCCUUGUUAUUCUUUGUUGUUAGACAGAAGAAGCUAGCUGGUUAGCAGGGGUCGGUAGCUGUGUUGGGGACAGUGUGGCCAGGCCUCACGUCUGUUCUGAACUGACAGGAGAGAUGAAAACAAAAGAUUAGCCUGCUAGCUCGCUAAUAACUCAACAUUGUACACCUUCCACGGAUGAUUUGCGACCCUUUUGCUUUUUGAUAAUCGAUCAGCGGCUGAGCCUCAAGUCGCUGAGUUGGCAUGUGUUUAGCAAUAUAGUUUGAUUUGCCAAAUUUCCUGUUUGGCAGAACAUCCUGUGCUGUCGUGUCAUUAUCAGCCCACAGCUUACAUUAGGAAUAUUACAGGCUGACUGGUUACUGAUCAUGUUAGUAAUCAUGUCUUUGUCGUAGCUUGUUUGUUAAUACGCAGAGUGACAUUAGAGAAAAGGGAACUUCAUGGAGAAAUGCUCAAGCUGCCUUAAAUUCUUUGAGUAAGGCAAGUCCAAUCAGGCGUUGGUAGUUCAGAUCAAACUUAAAGGCUUCAUAGUGACACACUGCCAUGUCAGAGACUCUGAUAACAGGGCAGACAUCCGAGGAUCUGUUGGCUGACUUUGAGACUCUGCUGAACUCUGGGAGCAUCGACCUGAGCGAAGACCACCAGAUAGUGAUCAUCACCAGCCCCAGCAAUGAGGGACUCCACCCGGCCGCCGCCCCCACCAGCACGGGGGAAAUCCUGCUGUUUGCCACCCCGCAGGGCCCCGCUGACGUGGGGAUCCAGGACAAGAGGCGACCAGCUCUGGGGAGACCUCCGGUAAAAAGGAAGCUGGACUUGGAUAGUGACCAUCAGUAUGUCAGCACAACUCGACCGUCCAUAGGCCAAGCGCCGCCCUCCACACCCGCCCCGCCCAGAGUUCCUCGAAUCACGACCGAGAAGUCCCGUUAUGACACGUCCUUGAACCUGACCACCAAGCGCUUCCUGAACUUGCUGUCCCAGUCUGCUGACGGCGUGGUGGAUCUUAACUGGGCCUCGCAGGUCCUUGACGUCCAGAAGAGGCGCAUCUACGACAUCACUAAUGUCCUGGAGGGAAUCCAGCUCAUUUCCAAGAAGUCCAAGAACAACAUCCAAUGGCUUGGUAAUCGAGUUGAUGCAGCGCAGGUUGCCCGCCAUAAGGAGUUGCAGAGGGAGGUGUGCGACCUCACGGAUGCCGAGGAGCAGCUGGACGAGCUCAUUACUAAAUGCAACCUGCAGCUGCGGCUGCUCACAGAGGAGCCACAGAACAAGAAGUUGGGCUACGUGCGCUGCCAGGACUUAAGGCAAUCCUUUGAUUCCCCUGACCAGCUGGUCAUGGUGAUCAGAGCUCCACCAGAGACCCAGAUGCAAGUUUCAGAACCCUGCAAGGGUUACCAGGUGUCGCUGAAGAGCACGCGGGGUGCUAUCGACGUCUUCCUCUGUCCAGAAGACAGCUCCGGCGUCUGCAGCCCAGUGACAGACGGUAGUCCCUCCAAACCCAAUGCUGACUCUCCUCUUGUCCCGCCUCCUGCACAACCCACAGACCAAUCACAAGCCAGAGCAUCCACAAACACCCUGGAUGUGGGUUUAUCAUCACCAGCAUCCACGUCGUCCACGGUGACGGCAGCCUCCCAGCAGGACCCGUCGUCUCUGGUGUUAGGAGGGGACACAGAAUCCCUCCUUGGAGGCGACCCGUUCUCCGGCCUCGCAGACAUGCCCGAUUUUAACUUUUCACCCCUCUCCUCCUCGGACUUCCUGAACGGCGAGGGCUUUCCCCUCCCGCUGGACGGCUUCAUCAACCUAUCCCCCCUCACAGUCAUGAUUACCACUUUGGACUAGAGGACAAUGAAGGCAUCAGUGAACUGUUUGACUGUGACUUUGGAGACCUUUCGCAAGUUCUGGGCGACAGUUAAAGAAGAAGAAGAAGAAGGAGGUUCAGCUUUUAGGACUUUCUUCUUUCUGUUGGGGCUUCUCAAGGAGUGCAGGAAUUUCAGGACAAAUCUUUGUCAAAAUCUCAGCCUUCAUAUUCUAAGCGUGGGUUGUGGGAGAACGUGUAGUUAUUACCUUGGUGAACCCGACAACAACCACCCAAAUCUCAAACUGGCCCCAAAUUGUACAGCACACUAUUAGCACUUCUUUUGGCCAUUGCAACAUUUUAGACCAAGAAUUGAGCUCUAGUAUAGCUAUUUAAAUUAUUUAUACGAAUGCUAUUUUGAUAUUUUGUACCAAGUGAGCUUUUUUUGUUAUAAUUGAUGAUGUUAUAUCCGAGUGGAGAGCGCAGGUAGGUAGGUGUGUGUGUGUAUAUAUGUGUGUGUGUGUGUGUGUGGAGUAUGGAUUCAUAGGGCUGGUUUUUCCUUAACACUGAUUGGCUCAAAUCUAACUACUUAUACUCCUCGUCUCAGCGGCCAUGUUGUGUUCUGUAAGGUUGCAUUUUUCGGCAAAGUCAGAGAGUUUGCACCCAACAGAAGCUGCCUCUAUGGAACCAGUAUCACAGGAAGUGCAGGUUCAGUGAUGGGCCGUCCAGAAGUGUCUUGGUGCAGUUUCAAAUAUAUAUUUUUCACAACUAUAGAGAUGAUCAUAAGCACAAAGGUAAAAGCUUCAUGAUAAUCAGAUUUGUCAAACACACUGGAAUCCUUUAAGACUGGAGUGAAAUUCGAGGUUUUAUUGCCCAAUCGAACGACUCGAUUUGCACAUGUUCCACGGCGGAUUAUUAAAUGUACAUAAAGACAGAGAGACUGUGUAUAAGAAGUGGACAUAGCCACCUUAAUCAUCACCCAUUUGUGUGGAACUACCUUU
Messenger RNA from Labrus bergylta (ballan wrasse), 3309 nucleotides. It is a transcript of the gene e2f1, whose product is annotated as E2F transcription factor 1. Gene Ontology annotation, molecular function: DNA-binding transcription factor activity, RNA polymerase II-specific; RNA polymerase II cis-regulatory region sequence-specific DNA binding; protein dimerization activity. Gene Ontology annotation, cellular component: Rb-E2F complex. The record is from RefSeq and is a predicted model, not a curated record. Gene Ontology annotation, biological process: G1/S transition of mitotic cell cycle; regulation of transcription by RNA polymerase II. NCBI's taxonomy places the organism in Eukaryota, Metazoa, Chordata, Actinopteri, Labriformes, Labridae.